Molecule: messenger RNA, 1522 nt
Organism: Trifolium pratense (red clover)
Lineage: Eukaryota; Viridiplantae; Streptophyta; Magnoliopsida; Fabales; Fabaceae
Exons: 6
Coding region: 42-1397 (451 amino acids)
Source: RefSeq, a predicted model, not a curated record
CAACUCCUAUCUAUCAUCAUUUCAUAAUCUCCAUUCCACCAAUGGCUAUCCUAAAACCACCACCUGUCACUGUUCUCUCUCCAUCAAACCCAAUAAAAUCCCGCCACGUAACACCCCCACAUUCUCUCCGCAGUACUUUCUCCAACAACCUCAAUUCAUGUCCCAAACUCGUGCUACAGUCUCAAACAGCAAUAACAACCUCGUAUCCGUCGAAGGAACCUCGUUUGUAUCGAAGUAUUGUUGCUGUGAGGUCACAGCUGAGAUACCCUAUCAUAUCUCCUGAUGAUCAUUGGGGGGUUUGGUCUGCUAUCUUCAGCAUUGGUGCUUUUGGUUUAUGGUCGGAGAAGACUAAAAUCGGGAGCAUGGUAAGUGCUGCAUUGGUGAGCACAUUAGUUGGACUUGCAGCAAGUAAUCUUGGAAUUCUUCCACAUGAUGCUCCAGCAUAUUCUAUUGUCUUGGAGUUUCUGCUUCCCAUAACAAUUCCACUGCUAUUGUUUGGAGCAAAUUUGCACGAAGUCGUUCGUUCAACCGGGACACUUCUCAUAGCUUUCCUACUUGGGUCAGUUGCUACUGUAAUUGGAACUCUAGUGGCAUUUCUUUUAGUUCCUAUGAGAUCUCUUGGUCCUGACAACUGGAAAAUUGCAGCAGCUCUAAUGGGAAGUUAUAUUGGUGGAUCUGUUAAUUAUGUUGCCAUUUCAGAGGCGCUUGGUUUGUCUGCAUCAGUUUUAGCUGCAGGAGUGGCCGCAGAUAAUGUUAUCUGCGCUGUUUAUUUUAUGGUGUUGUUUGCAUUGGCUUCUAAAAUACCUGCAGAGACCGCACCACCAACCACAGAUAAUGCAAUGCAUAUGAAGUCGGAAAAUGAGGGAAACAUGCCAGUGUUACAGACAGCUACUGCAGUAGCUACAUCAUUUGUAAUAUGUAGAGCUGCUACAUAUUUCACAAAACAAUAUGGUAUACAAGGAGGAACUCUUCCAGGAGUAACUGCAAUCAUAGUCAUUUUAGCUACUUUUCUACCUAAGCUGAUUAGUCCUCUUGUACCUGCUGGUCAUACUGUUGCCUUGGUUUUGAUGCAGGUAUUUUUUGUGGUGGUUGGAGCUAGUGGAAGUAUAUUGAAUGUGAUCAAAACAGCCCCCAGUAUAUUCAUAUUUGCAUUAGUUCAAGUAACUAUUCAUCUUCUUAUUGUUCUUGGAUUAGGCAAGUUAUUUAAGCUUGAUUUGAAGCUAUUACUUUUAGCAUCAAAUGCUAAUAUUGGAGGCCCUACAACAGCUUGUGGAAUGGCUAAGGCUAAAGGCUGGGAAUCUUUAGUUGUUCCUGGAAUUCUUACAGGUAUUUUUGGUGUUUCAAUUGCAACUUUUUUAGGUAUUGGUUUUGGAGUAAUGGUUCUAAAACAUUUGUAGAAAUUAUUGUUUCUAAUGUUUAGAUAUGUACUUACAACUAAUUGGAAGUUAUGUUGUUAACACAGUUUUAAUGUACAAUUUGACCAUAUUUCACAUGAAUUUUAUGUAACUUUGUUUGUAGCAAA